AUAUCAAGCCAGUUCAGUGUUGACCACCGGAGCUACCAGUUUAACUAACCUUUAUAAACACGAAAUAUUCAUAAUGAAGAUCGCUCUAGUAGUUUUCGUAGUCGCCCUGUCGGCAAUUUAUGUGGAGAGUAAGGACCUCAUAGUGGGCACCAGUUUCAACAACAGAUUGUUAUGGCAGGAGAAAGCCGAAUACAAUGCUAUACCGCUUAAGAAGAGAGUUAAGGAGGUGUUUUUCUCUGAUCCUGGACAGCAGAUAAUUAAGGGAAUCAUCGCCCGCGACCUGGACCACACGGAGGCGAUCCCCAGUGUGACCGCGGGCGGUGUCGGCUUCUCGUACGCCAACAUCCGGCUCAAGUCGGAGCGCGGCUCCGGCCUCAAUUACCAGAUCGAGAUCUACGUCUAACGAGAUAAUACCUCUAACGAGAUACUACAGACACGUCAAACACCAAAUCCGAAUACAUUACAGUGUGAACCAUAGACUUGCUUGAGAAAAGGCAAAUCCAAAAAAAUCAUGUUCAAAUAUAUUUUUUUAAUAUUUAGUUUUUCAUUGCCAAUCGUCAUUCCAUAACGACCCUUACUGUACAGACUGUAUAAAUGGUACCAAAUCAGUUAAAAAAGUGAUAAGAAAAAUGAAUGCUCAUGCACAAUAAAUGUUGAUUAUACGUAUA
Messenger RNA from Leguminivora glycinivorella, 668 nucleotides. RefSeq lists its product as uncharacterized. Lineage: Eukaryota; Metazoa; Arthropoda; Insecta; Lepidoptera; Tortricidae. The record is from RefSeq and is a predicted model, not a curated record. Bases 74 to 403 code for a protein of 109 amino acids. The transcript has 2 exons.